This is a messenger RNA of Stegastes partitus (bicolor damselfish), 3690 nucleotides long. It is a transcript of the gene otud5a, whose product is annotated as OTU deubiquitinase 5a. Gene Ontology annotation, molecular function: cysteine-type deubiquitinase activity; K63-linked deubiquitinase activity. The coding region runs from base 232 to 1887 and encodes 551 amino acids. The transcript has 9 exons. The record is from RefSeq and is a predicted model, not a curated record. Gene Ontology annotation, biological process: protein deubiquitination. NCBI's taxonomy places the organism in Eukaryota, Metazoa, Chordata, Actinopteri, Pomacentridae.
AGCUGAAGAACCGAACUGAAGACCGAGACGCUUUUUGUUUGUGUUCAACCAAACCGUCGAAAAGGAGCCGAGUCGGUGUCGCUGCGGUCCGUUUCGGUUCGUUAGGAGCCUUAGCUCGGUGAUUAGAGCCGCACGGCCGGGCCGGAGGGCGAACACACCGAAACAUUCGAUCCAGAAGCGGAGGACUCGUCACCCUCUGACCCCCUCCCUGCCUCCCGCACACACUCCACCAUGACGAUUCUCCCGAAGAAGAAGCCCAGCUCCGGGGUCGGAGUCUCGGACCACGCCGAUGACAGCGACCGUCGGAGCGGCUCCGACCCGCACCAGCACCCGCACCCUCACCCGCACGCAGGGCGGACCGGAGCCCGACCGAGGGCUUCACCUCCGCCGUGGUCCUACCAGCCCGCUCCGCCCUCCGCCAGGGACGACAGGCGGAGCAUCGAGGCGAGCUCCCGGCCGCAGCAGGCCUCUCCGCCGCCCGUCGGCUCCGUGUCCCCGGUAGGGCCGGGCGACGGCCGGGACAGCAGCGGCGGCAUGGUGGCCGGGUCCCGCGGGGAGCUCGUCGUGUCGGCCGGCGUCGUCGGAUGCGGCGGAGGCAUCGGCAGCUGCUGCUCCGGUCCCGGGCUGAGCAAGAGGCGGCGGCAGGCAGGCACCUGCUCCGGCGGGGUGGUGGCGGCUCUGGCCGGCGGAGGCCAGCCCGGGGUGACCGGACCGGGAGGCGUUGGGUCCAGCCAGGACACGGAGGAAGGAGCGGGGAACAACAGCGAGGACGAGUACGAGAACGCCGCCCGGCUGCAGUCCAUGGACCCGGCUACCGUGGAGCAGCAGGAGCACUGGUUCGAGAAGGCUCUGAGGGAGAAGAAAGGAUUCGUCAUCAAGAAGAUGAAGGAGGACGGAGCGUGUCUGUUCAGAGCUGUCGCCGACCAGGUGUACGGAGACCAGGACAUGCAUGAGGUGGUGCGGAAACACUGUAUGGACUACCUGAUGAAGAACGCCGACUACUUCUCCAACUACGUGACAGAGGACUUCACCACAUACAUCAACAGGAAGAGGAAAAACAACUGCCACGGCAACCACAUCGAGAUGCAGGCCAUGGCCGAGAUGUACAACAGACCGGUGGAGGUGUACCAGUACAGCACAGAGCCAAUCAACACGUUCCACGGCAUCCACCAGAACAACGACGAGCCAAUCAGAGUGAGCUACCACCGCAACAUCCACUACAACUCGGUGGUGAAUCCCAACAAGGCCACGAUCGGCGUCGGACUGGGGCUGCCGGCCUUCAAACCCGGGUACGCAGACCAGUCUCUGAUGAAGUCGGCCAUCAAGACGUCGGAGGAGUCGUGGAUCGAGCAGCAGAUGCUGGAGGACAAGAAGAGAGCGACGGACUGGGAGGCCACCAACGAGGCCAUUGAGGAGCAGGUGGCCCGGGAGUCGUACCUGCAGUGGCUGCAGGACCAGGAGAAGCAGGCCCGACAGCCCCGUAAGGCCAGCGCCACCUGCAGCUCAGCGACGGCGGCCGCCUCCAGCGGACUGGACGACUGGAGCGCCCGGUCGCCACGGCAACGCGACUCAGACCCCUCCCACUCCGACCUCACGACCGCCCCGUCGACCAACAACAAGCCUCCCUCCCCCGCUGGAGCCGCCCUCAUCCUGAGCAAACCCCCGUCCCCCUGCGCCCCAGGUCCCAGCAACCAGAGUCGUCACCAUUUGGAGUACAGAGCCAUCAUGCAGGAGAUGUCGCCUACAGCCUUUGGUCUGACGGACUGGGAGGACGAUGAGAUCCUGGCGUCGGUGCUGGCCGUCUCCCAGCAGGAGUACCUGGACAGCAUCAAACACCAGAGCGCCGCCAUGCACCGAGAGAGGGAGCCGUCGCCCGACAGCAGCUGAUAACCGGCCGACACGCACACACAGCACCACGCCACACAAAACGCACACACACACACACACACACACACACACACACACACACACACAUAGACGUAUACACACACACACAUAGACACACAGCGAUGACCUUUGACCCCUCCCCCACCUACCUCCCUCCCCCGCCUCACCUCUGACCUACAGAAGGAGAUUGACCAGGGAAAGAAUAAACAUCCAACAACGAUGCACACUUGUUUUUUUAUUUUGUUCUUCAUCGGCUCAUCACUCUCUCCGGUCUGUCAUCUCCCCUACCCCACCCCCCCGCUCUCCUCCGUUUCCCCGGUUACCGUUCAGGAGCUCGGUCUUAACGCUGAUUCGGGAUCUGUUGUAAUGUAAACAUCAUUCUGGGCAGCUUUCAACAGAAUUUUUAGCUUUUUGUUGUCACAGUCAGGCUGAUUGUUCCAGCCUGUUAGCUCUGUGGCUAGCAGGGCCAUCGGUUUCAAUGAAGAAUGCCAAUCAGAACUGUGUUUGUCAGUUUCCUGGAGGCUAGGCUGGCAUGCUCUUUAGCAGGCAAGCUAUCACCUUAAGUCUUAAAGUCAAAACCUGAAAUUUUAAAGUUCUAACAUUGCUGAAAAGCCACCAUUAUGGUUCGCUAACUUGUUUUCCGUUCUUCUUAGGGUCAUCGUGCUAGUCAAAACCAAUCAAGGCUAACAGUGUAAACAUUUGUCUGCGUCCUGUAGGCCACGUUAGCAUGCUUCAACUUAGUCUACAUUAUCCACAGUGUUAUCUUUUCAGGUAGCUGACAGCAAAGUUGUUUUCCACCUCUUCUUAUUGCUGUCUUUGCUCCCACUGGCGGCUAUUUUUUGUGGGGAAUGCUAGUCAAAUUUUUAAACUUCAUAAUGAUAAUCAGAAAGAUGACCAAUCUGUGUCAGUGUCCUAUGAGCUAAGCUAGGAUGCUGUUUAGAGAGCAGGCUAUCACCUGAAAUCGUACUAUGUUGUUAAGCUAGCUCCUGACUUCAGAUUGCAGAUUUUAUCCUUCUCGCUGCUUCCAGCAGGUGAGAAAUGACACCGCUAACAGAUAGCAAGCUGCCUUUACAGUUAGCUUCACUACAGAUUGUGAUUUUUUUCCCCCCUGUCAUCUUAGUGCCAUUAUGCUAGUCAGAAUUGAGCAAGAUAAACUGUCCUGUAGGCCCCUUUAGCAUGCUAUACCUUAGUUUUAAGCUAGCCAAUAAUGCAGUUGUUUCCCAUUUAUUCUUGCUAUGAUCAGUGGCGUUCAUUUUGUGUGAGAAAUCAAAUUCUAAGUGCUAAUCAGAAUCGAAAAAGACUCUAUGUAUCUCGUAGGCUAGGUUAGCAUGCUGUUUAGUGAGCAGGCUAUUACCUGAAGUCUUACUGUGCUUUAAAGCUAGGUCUUUUUAGCACCGCUAACAAGCUGUGUUGCUGUUAGUUUCCUGUUAUUAGCGAUCAUGUUUCUCCCAUAUGCAGCCAUUUUGUGUGAAGAAUGCCAACCGAACGCUGAUCAGAGCUAAAAUGACGAGCUGUCUGUGAUGUUUAGGCUGCGCUAGUGGGCUCUUUAGCGAGCAAGCUACCAUGUGAAAGUCUUAUGUUUUGAAGCUAGCUCCUGCUGUUUCCAGGUUAGCAUGGCCGCCGUAAGCCAAAUUAUUUCGCAGCUCCCACUGGCGGCCAUUUUGUGGUGACACGUUUUUUUUCCAUCAUUAUCUGACAAAUUAAAAGCCUCCAGCUUCACGGCCUGUAACACCUCCUCCUCCUCCUCCUCCUCUUCCUCUUCUUCUUCUUCUUCCUUCUCCUCCUCCGUCAUCAUCAUCAUCA